This is a messenger RNA of Ectocarpus sp. CCAP 1310/34, 1782 nucleotides long. NCBI's taxonomy places the organism in Eukaryota, Phaeophyceae, Ectocarpales, Ectocarpaceae. The record is from the annotation of a GenBank genome assembly.
AUGUGGUCGUCUUUGUCUGGUCUUCCAGGGAGCAACCUGGUGUGCACGGCGCUGUGGUUGGCCCUCAAACGACUGUCUGCAAUGUGGACCAAGCCUGGCCAGAGGUUCUACAUCAAGCGUCUCCACCUUCAGCUCGAUAACUGCGUCGGCGAAAACAAGAACAACAUCGUCCUGGCCUUCAUUGGCGGAUUGGUCGCCGCCGGGGUGAUCGGUUCUGCAGAGGUCUGCUUCCUGAUCGUUGGACACACGCACAUCAAAAUCGACCAAGUGUUUUCUCGGUUCUCUGUGGGUACCCUCGGUCGAAGCAUCUUCACGAGGAGUCAACUUGGUGAGCUAUUCCGGGAGUCGUACAAGGAACUUCCGGUACACGUAGGGACUCUGACCAACCUCGGCAACUUCAAGGGGCUCUACCUCGACGACAACAAGCUCAACCUUCGGAAGAUCCGGAACAUCACCACGUUUCGGGCCUUCCGAGUGGGGAAGGUAGCAGGGGAGGUUUCCGUGUGGGCCAAGCGCUUCAUGCACAGCGAUGCCUGGCUUGGUCUGACAGCGACCGGCGGGGCCCAGGUCGACGCCAACCCACACCGUCUCUUCCGGUUCGCUGCGCCGACUUUCGACAACGUGCCUCCUUUUGAGCUCAAGACGGUCGACCCCACCGUGAUCGCCCUCAUCGAGAAGCGCUACAUCGCGACGCGGCCCCGCCUAGAGGCUGCUUACGCACUAGCUCCUGACGGUGUGGUCGACGCUCUAUUGGCUGAGCAGAGCGACUCGCUGAAGUUGUUGCGCUCCGGAGGAACGAUCAACAACUUCGACCUCCCAAUGGAAUGGCUCCACACGGCGAUCCCGCCAGCGCCUUUGCCUCCCUCUGCGGGCGCGACCGCGGACGGAGUGGACAACACACCCUCUCGGGCGAACGGGGUGUCAGAGCCCUCUAAGAGAAAGGCCUUAAACCCAGUGCGUCCAACGUCGCUAACACCACCCAGCGUUGGCGACAUCGCAUUCUUCAAGGCGGAGGAAGCUCCGUUUGUGCUGGGGGAGGUGCUGAGCAUAGCUGCAGACGCCUCGCCGGUGAACGUCAACAUCCACUGGUAUGGGCCUAUCAACAAUACCGUUAGGGCGGGAGCGGGCAGCGCGACUGUCGAGGACUAUGCCGUGGCGCGUUUCAGCAAGGAUUUCAUCCUAACGAGCGGCGCGAAGCGCAGAACGCUCGAUACCAGCGACGAGCCUAUCACACGCAAUAUCGCAUGCUGCAGUUCGCUAACUUCAACGGGUAACAUCCCGGCGAGAAUUAAGAAAGUGCUGAUGGAGACUUGCCGGCCUGCACCUUCGUCGUCCUCGGAGAGCGAAGCAAGUGACUCGGACGACGACGGGUCUGGAAGCGGACUCUGAGGAAGACGAGUCCGAUGACGACGGCUAUGGUUCAGACUAGUCCUGGCGCCUAGCAGGGACUAGAUUGAUGUCGAGACCGGGGCGUUCUGGGGAUCAAGAAGAUUUGUACUAGCGGUUUUGCGCCGUACGAUGGUCGACAUUUGUCAACUUCGAGCUCUGUACCCAAAUCUUGUCGUAGGGGCUGUGGGUCUUUCCAUCAUAGUAACAUAACCUCCGAAGUGCCGUGUGCUCAGAUUUUUAGCUUUUGCUAGUGCGUCAGGGAAUCUAUCGAAAUUGACCGGAAAACACGCGUAAGAACUCGUAAGAAAUCUGUGUCUGCCCGGGGGGUAGGGGGGUGGGGGUGUUGAACCAGGUGCGGUUUGGGGUCCUUGGCGGCGGAACUAUCGUGAUUUU